UCACAUUUUAGUGAUAAUUUAGGUCCAAUAAUUGUUAACUGUGGUGGUGGUAAUGAAAUUGGAGCAGUCGGAGGAGGAGGAGGCUAUGGUGGUGGUGGAAGAGGCGAAGGAGGAGGCGAUGGAGGAGGAGGAUGUGGAGGCGGUGGAGGAGGAGGAUGUGGAGGCGGGUGUAGCAGUGGAGGCGGAGGGGGCGGUGGUUGCGAAAGUGGAUGUAGUGGUGGAGGCGGUGGAGGUUGCAGCGGAGGUGGAGGUGGCGGUUGCGCAAGUGGAUGCAGCGGAGGAGGCGGUGGAUGCAGCAGUGGAGGAGGAGGUGGAGGUUGUGAAAGCGGUGGAUGUUCAGCUGUUGCUCCAAGUGGUGGCGGCUGCUCGGGUGGUGGAGGAGGUGGCUGUGAAGGUGGUGCUUCUAGUGGUGGAGGUCAAUAUGCUGCAGUUAGUUAUCAUUUGAAAGGAAAAAUUAUACCAUUAUUUAGCCUCAAGUUAGUGCUGGUGGUGGUGGAGGCGGUGGUUGUGGAGGCGGUUGCAGCAGUGGCGGAGGAGGAGGUGGAGGAUGUAGUAGUGGAGGCGGAGGAGGUGGAGGAUGUAGCAGUGGAGGUUGCAGCAGUGGUGGUG
Messenger RNA from Meloidogyne enterolobii, 609 nucleotides. Lineage: Eukaryota; Metazoa; Nematoda; Chromadorea; Rhabditida; Meloidogynidae. The record is from the annotation of a GenBank genome assembly.